AUGAAGGUCAGCAAGUCAAAAAUUCUCGUCCUUGGCCCGCAAAAGGCCGGAAAAACGACCAUCUCUAAUUACUUGGCCGACUCGCUCGAGAGUCAAUAUGGUUACCGGCCAACGAAAGGUGUGCGCAUCGUCGAGUUCGAGAGCAAUGAUCUUGAACUGAAGGGGCAGAAGAUCGACGCUGAUGUCGAGCUCUGGGAUUGCUCAGGCGAUGAGAAAUAUAACAAAUGCUGGCCGGCGCUUGGAGAUGGGACACAUGGCGUGAUUCUGGUGGCGAGUCCGGAACGGCACACUGGCGAUGAUCUUAUUCCGUGGGAACGGGAAUUUAUCGAGCGCGGUGAUAUUCCGAUGAACCGCGUGCUGUUGGUGUUACUGGAUACUGAUCAGACCGCGACCAACCACUCGGCCAUUUCCGAAUUUCGCGUUCCAUCCUCGCUCAACGGGGUUCAUUGCGUUGCUGCCUCGCUGCCAAAAGAUGGAGACACGCUGCGCCUCGAAUUCAACUCAUUCCUUGUCGCCGUCAUAUCCCAAGUCCACGACAAA
Molecule: messenger RNA, 540 nt
Organism: Mesorhabditis spiculigera
Lineage: Eukaryota; Metazoa; Nematoda; Chromadorea; Rhabditida; Rhabditidae
Source: the annotation of a GenBank genome assembly